This is a messenger RNA of Penicillium taxi, 456 nucleotides long. RefSeq lists its product as uncharacterized. The record is from RefSeq and is a predicted model, not a curated record. The coding region runs from base 1 to 456 and encodes 151 amino acids. Gene Ontology annotation, cellular component: membrane. The transcript has 2 exons. Lineage: Eukaryota; Fungi; Ascomycota; Eurotiomycetes; Eurotiales; Aspergillaceae. Gene Ontology annotation, molecular function: transmembrane transporter activity.
AUGUCCUUCUCCGUGAUCCCCUCGAUAAUCGGUACUGCCCUGGUAUAUACGCUCCCACAUACCAAUCGAUGGGGUAGAGUUGUGUCCAUUUGGAUAGUAUAUACGAACUCAGCAAGCUUGGCGGUCUCAUUUUCGGUUAUUGGUGGUAAUGUCGCCGGGUUCUCUAAGCGAACCACAGUGACCUUUGUACUCUUCCUCGGAUAUUGUAUUGGAAAUCUGAUUGCGCCUCAAUUCUUUUUGAGCCGAGAGGAGAAAUCAGGCUAUCCAACUGCUAUUAUCGCGAUGAUAGUAUCGUUUGCGGCUCUUUUCCUCAUUCCUCUUGCACUCAGGUACCUCUACAGUAUAGAAAACAAGCGAAGAGACCUACGUGCAGCGGAAUCCGAAGGCGAAUGGCCUGAAGUUGAUGAUUUCGAUCUGACAGACAUUGAGGACCGAGGCUUUAGAUACGCUCUUUGA